Dermacentor silvarum is the source of this 1710-nucleotide messenger RNA. RefSeq names its product cytosolic Fe-S cluster assembly factor narfl. Gene Ontology annotation, molecular function: 4 iron, 4 sulfur cluster binding. The record is from RefSeq and is a predicted model, not a curated record. The transcript has 11 exons. Gene Ontology annotation, cellular component: cytosolic [4Fe-4S] assembly targeting complex. The coding region runs from base 80 to 1525 and encodes 481 amino acids. Gene Ontology annotation, biological process: iron-sulfur cluster assembly. Lineage: Eukaryota; Metazoa; Arthropoda; Arachnida; Ixodida; Ixodidae.
CCGAUACCGCAGUUAACUUUUCCUACUUUUCCGAUUAGCCAGCAUCGUUUGUUUAGUUCUUCGAUCGCAGGUCGGAGGAAUGGCAGACGGCUUUAGCGGCGUGUUGAGGAUUACAGAUUUAAAUGACUUUAUCGGACCCUCUCAGGAGUGCAUCAAGCCGGUGACGGUAGAGAAAGGUCCCGGAAAACUUGGCUCCAUCAAAAUCGGGGACGAUGGCUCCUACCUCCAAGUUGACGAGUCCGGGCAGACUUCGAAACUGGAGAAGGCGCAGAUAACGCUCACGGACUGCCUGGCGUGCAGUGGCUGCGUGACUUCGGCGGAAACCGUGCUGAUCACCCAGCAGAGCGCCGAGCAGCUUUACAGUGUGCUCAAGGAAAACGCGGAACUGCCCGAGGAAAAACGCAAGCUCAUCGUCGUCACCGUAGCCCCUCAGGUGGCCGCCUCAUUUGCUGGGAAGUAUGGCGUUGGCUACGAGCACGCUUCAGCAAGGCUGACUGGCUUUUUCAAGACAUUGGGGGCCCACUAUGUUUUGGACUCAACGUUUGGCCGGGAGUUUGCCCUCAUCGAGGUGCUACGAGACUUCCUCGAGCGGUGGGCACGGAGAGACAGCGAUCGAGCUGCCCUCCCUCUUUUAGCGUCAUCAUGCCCAGGAUUUGUCUGUUAUGCUGAGAAGACUCACGGUGAUGUAUUGCUGCCACACAUCAGCCGAGCCCGUUCGCCACAGCAGAUCAUGGGGUCAUUGGUCAAGAAGUUUCUGGCCGGUAGGCUGGGCAAAAAGCCUGACCAGAUUUACCACGUCAGCGUGAUGCCCUGCUACGACAAGAAGCUAGAAGCAUCACGGACCGACUUCUACGACGAAAUAUACAACACCAGAGAUGUGGACUGCGUCAUCACAUCUGUUGAAGUUGAAUCCAUGCUGGUGAAAGAAGGCAGGUCCUUUGGUGAAUUGCCCUCGGCUGCAUCAGAUUCACUGUUCCGGUGCGAAAUUGGUGGCCGUCCCUACAGGCACCCAGGAUCUGGAUCUGGCGGCUACUGCGAGUACGUCUUUGUGGAGGCAGCGAGGCUACUCUUUCAUAGCAGGCCUGAAGAGGUUGCCUUCAAGACCCUCAGGAACCAGGACUUCCGGGAAGUGACCCUGGAGGUUGGCGGGGAGACUGUGUUGCGCUUUGCCAUUGCCAAUGGUUUCCGCAACAUCCAGAAUGUGGUGCAGAAGAUGAAGCGGGGAAAGUGCCCGUACCACUUCAUCGAGAUCAUGGCCUGCCCUGCCGGGUGCCUGAACGGAGGAGCGCAGUUGCGACCAGAUGAUGGUGACUCGAAAGCUCUGUUGAGGCGUGUCGAAGAUGCCUACAAUGCAGUCCAGUGUCAGCCACCUGGCAUCAACACGGCCGUGCUGGAGGUGUACCAAGACUGGCUGGGUCUUGAGGACCCACUCGAUGGAAUUUGCGGUAGUGGUGAUCCAAUGCUGUUGAGAACUACUUACCGCGCCCUGGAGAAGACGACAAGUGCACUCAACAUUCGGUGGUGACGACGUUGCUAUCUGUGUGGCAGCACGGGUGUGAUUGAGCGUGUCGUGUAUGAACAUCUUGUGAGACUGAUAAUGAAGUGAACUUCGUUUUUAAGGCAGUACUUGUCGGAGACUAAGUGUUGUGUUAUAGGAUAUACACUUGUGAACUAAAUGAGAGGGAACAAUUAAAUAAUCUUCAAGUAACA